CAAAUUUAGCCGAAGUUAGCCGUAUUAUAAAAUGGCCAACUGCAAUGUUGUUAGUGUCAGUCGUCGUUCAAUCAGCAAAUCAAAUUCACCAAAAACCACUCGCCGAGCCACGCAAAAUCACUCAAAAUGAGCAUCAAAAUGUGUUUGUUCGCUGUCGCCGUUUGCAGUUUGGCCGCCGUAUCAAUGAGCGCUCCUUCAGGCGUCGCUUUACCCCUUGCCGCUGCUCCCGUUGUUCCUGUAGCCGCUCCAGCCCCAGUGGUCACCGCUUACAGUUCCCAGUACGUGGCCAGGAACUACAACGGUGUCGUUGCCGCUCCGGCCGUCGUUCCUGCUGCGGCCUACGUGGGUUAUCCGCCCGUGUACGCGCCCGCCGCGGCCUAUCCCGGUCCGGUGGUCGAAGAUUUCCUGUUCUAAUGGCUCUUAACCACAACUUCCUCGUUUACAUAAUACAUAUUAUACUAUAACGCUAUUACCGUUGUGUGCUUACACACAACAACUGCAAUUGUCUGUACUUUCUCAUUCGGAACUAUUGUAAAAUAAUAAAAAAAACAUU
Molecule: messenger RNA, 553 nt
Organism: Adelges cooleyi (spruce gall adelgid)
Lineage: Eukaryota; Metazoa; Arthropoda; Insecta; Hemiptera; Adelgidae
Exons: 2
Coding region: 127-414 (95 amino acids)
Source: RefSeq, a predicted model, not a curated record